AUGGACGAGAGUGUUGAUGACUUCGAUACAUUUAUGAAUCAAAUGGAAGAAGAAAGUGCACAACAAGUCAAUGAAGCCAUGAGUAGGUUGAAAGAAUUGAAAGGAAAUGAAAUCAAAGAAAUAGAAAAUGAAGAAAGAGAAAAAAAUGAAGGAAAAAAAGAAGAAACUCGAGAUAGUGAGGAUUUAACAGAUUACAAAGAUGAAUUAGCACAAAUUAAGAAAAAGAAAUUAGAAUUACUUGAUGUAGACCAUAAGAAUAUUCAAUAUGAACCCAUUCAUAAAGCAUUAUAUGUAGAAGUACCAGACAUUAAAAAAUUAACAAAAGAAGAAGUUAAAGAAAUUAGAAGAACAGAAUUAGAAGGAUGUAUUGUUAAAGGUAAAAAUUGUCCUAAACCAAUUAAAACAUGGUCAGAAUGUGGAAUAAUCCAAUUACGUUUGUUUUAG
Messenger RNA from Entamoeba dispar SAW760, 444 nucleotides. RefSeq lists its product as uncharacterized. The coding region runs from base 1 to 444 and encodes 147 amino acids. NCBI's taxonomy places the organism in Eukaryota, Evosea, Mastigamoebida, Endamoebidae. The record is from RefSeq and is a predicted model, not a curated record. The transcript has a single exon.